Molecule: messenger RNA, 1113 nt
Organism: Lolium rigidum
Lineage: Eukaryota; Viridiplantae; Streptophyta; Magnoliopsida; Poales; Poaceae
Product: probable jasmonic acid carboxyl methyltransferase 2
Exons: 4
Coding region: 40-1113 (357 amino acids)
Biological process (GO): methylation
Molecular function (GO): S-adenosylmethionine-dependent methyltransferase activity
Source: RefSeq, a predicted model, not a curated record
AUUCAAGAUCUGAAGUUUUAGUGUUUGUCAACCAACGCCAUGGCCUCCAAACACACGGUGCAUAUGAAUCAAGGACAAGGGGAAACAAGCUAUGCUCACAACUCUACUAUUCAGAAUGCUGAACAAAACAAGAUGAAACCCCUGAUAGAAGCGGCCAUCCUUGACUUAGGCAGCAACAACAACACCUUGUUGCCGACAAAGAUGGUGAUUGCUGACCUGGGGUGCUCCUCUGGUCCAAACGCGCUAGUGCUGGUGUCAAUCGCGGUGAAGGCCAUCCAUAGUUACUGCAUUCAGUUCCAGCGGCCACCACCGGAAGUGUGUGUGCUUCUCAACGACCUACCUGACAAUGACUUCAACACUGUGGUGAAGAGCCUAGUCAAGCUCCACAGCAAUGAUCCUGUUGUUGUAACCGGUGUUUCUUCAGGGUCGUUUUACGAGAGGCUCUUCACUAGUGGAUCCUUGCAUCUUGUCUGCUCGUCCAACAGCCUGCAUUGGCUCUCAAAGGCUCCUGAAGUUCUAACCAGUAACCAGAUCUCAGCGUAUGGUAUGGAUGCGUAUGCUAGGCGUGAAAGUCUCCCAAUGGUCUUGGAGGCUUAUGGACAACAGUUCAGGAAAGAUUUCACACUUUUCCUGGAAUUAAGAGCCAAAGAGUUGGUCCCAGGAGGACGGAUGGUUGUUUCUCUUCCAGGGAGGCGUUCUGAUGAACUCGCCUCCAAAUUCUCUCACAUCUGGGAAGCCAUAGCUCAGAUUUUACGUGUCAUGGCUUCAGAGGGUGUGAUCAGCAAAUUGAAGUUUGAGUCUUUCUACGUGCCGAUGUAUGCACCUUCCGACGAGGAGCUGAGGGAGAUCAUCCAAGAAGAGGGAUCCUUUUCAAUUAGUGAGAUGCGGGUGCAUGACCUUACAAGCGGUGGGGACAGCACACUCAUUAUCCCAAGCAGGUUCAUAACUCUUUUGAGAGCUGUAUUUGAGCCGAUAAUAGUCCAGCAUUUUGGUAAUGUCAUGGAUGAAUUUGUGAGGACCGCGGAGCAGCGGUGGAGCCAGCCAGGCAGCUUGCAAGAAGAAAUUUCUGGAAACCCGCGAGUUAUGUUGGCUGUAUCUCUCGCGAAAGCAUGA